Molecule: messenger RNA, 428 nt
Organism: Drosophila ficusphila
Lineage: Eukaryota; Metazoa; Arthropoda; Insecta; Diptera; Drosophilidae
Exons: 1
Coding region: 25-324 (99 amino acids)
Molecular function (GO): chitin binding
Source: RefSeq, a predicted model, not a curated record
AAGUGGGCCAACAGUUUUUUUAAGAUGAAGCUUCAGUUUGCCCUUAGCGCUCUCAUUGUGGUUUUGUGCAGUCUAGGCUUCGCCCAGGCCUAUGAAGGAAAUGGCGAACCGGGCUGCAAGACCCAAGCUGAGAUAGACAUUGCAGUUUUCCGAAACAAUUGGGAUGCCACAUCGUACUGGAAGUGUGAGUCACUCAACCAACCGGCCAGUGAAAUGAAGUGCCCCAGCGAAACGGGAUUCAUGGAUAGUCUUAAGAACUGUGUCAGCUGGGAGGAAUGGGAGUGGGAGAAGCCCUUACCUCCUAUUAGCGAGGCUGAUCAGUGACCGGACGCACAAAGCAGGGAAGUUGGGACAGCAAAAUGUGAUUAUUUAUGUUGUUGAAUUCAGAAUAAAAACUGCGUUGAGUAUGGCUCACGCAUCAAAAAAGA